CUCAACGAGAUGCCGGCCGAGGCCUGGGCCGACGCCGCCGUGGCCCACGCCCUGAACGUGCGCGAGGCGCUGGCGUUGGGCAACUACGCGGCCUUCUUCCGCCUCCACGAGACCGCGCCGAACAUGGGCGCCUACGUCCUCGACACCUUCGCGGACAAGGUCCGCGUCGACGCCGCCGCGAAGAUCCUCCGCGCGUACCGCCCGACCAUCGACCUCGCCACCCUCGCGUCGCGCCUCGGCUUCGACGACGAAAACGACUGCAAGGCCUACGUGACGAAGCUCGGCUUCCUCUUCGACGACGCGGGCGCCGUCAAGUGCAAGGAGUCGAAGUGCGACGCCGCGGGCCUCGUCGAGGACGGCGAGCAGAAGUCCUCGCUCCUCUAA
Messenger RNA from Aureococcus anophagefferens, 384 nucleotides. RefSeq lists its product as hypothetical. The annotation marks the transcript as partial. Lineage: Eukaryota; Pelagophyceae; Pelagomonadales; Pelagomonadaceae. Gene Ontology annotation, cellular component: nucleus. The record is from RefSeq and is a predicted model, not a curated record. The transcript has a single exon.